This is a messenger RNA of Amoebophrya sp. A120, 12290 nucleotides long. Lineage: Eukaryota; Dinophyceae; Syndiniales; Amoebophryaceae. The record is from the annotation of a GenBank genome assembly.
AAAUUUUGAUUUUCCGACUAAAUGGAGUUACCGUGCCAAUACAAAAAAAAUGGCCUUCGUUCUUCAUCCGCGGUGCAGCAGGUUGCUUCGUGGCACCGCGGAGGUGGCCCCCUACCAAAGACCAUCAGCCGUUUUCUUUGUUAGAAAUCCACAGCAGCGGCGUUAGCCUCAAGAACAAGUAUGAGCACAACUACGCCGGCUGCUAAACCGCCCGCAGGUGCCGUCACGAAGCUGGUUUCAGCCAUGAUGGGCACGAGUAAAAAGAACAGUGGCGACCCCCUGACCGCCAGUGGCGGGGGGGCGGACGGCGGUGGAGGGGAUAUCAAUGCCAACACUGCGGACAGUAUGGUGGAUGUUGAAAUCGCGCCGGGCGAGCACGCGCUGCGCCGUAUGGGCACGAAGGACGUGAAGCGCGAGCAGGAAGCUGAUAAAAUGAUGGAACGGGUCCUGAUCGAGAAGAAGGUGCUGCAGGUGGCCAAGGACCGCAUGGUGGAGCGGCUGGUGCUGGAACAAACCAUGGAGGAGGAGUUUAUCCGGUGCGUGCUCUUCUUCGUGGGGUUCAUGUCGUUUUUGAUGAUGCUGUACACCGCCUACCCGGCGGACGCAUUAUUACCCGUGCACGAAACCAUCUCCAACGCGUACAAUUUAGGCGACAUUUCCGACGUGGCUACGUUGGACGACGUGAAGGAGUUUUUGGCCACCAUGGCGAGGCAGAGUCGGUAUUUUUCGCCCGGGUCAAGGGACUACGUGUCCGACCCGCUGGGGCGGGCCUAUUUGCCGGAAGUGGUAAGAACCCCGCCGUUCUACCACGUGCGCGACGACAACCAGCCAAAAUUGACGAAAGAGUUCACUUUGACCGUGUGGCUGAAGACCUCCGUCCGGUACGAAACCAUCAUCACGAAGCGGAAAACCUCCGACGUCGGUGGGGGGUCGAAAACGUGCUACGACUUCAGCUUGGAAAACGUGCGGUACGGGCAGCACGAGACCGCGUCCUCCUCCAUGGUGAUCAACCCCUCCGCAGCGUCGAUCUACAAAACCGUGGACCAGCAGACGGAGUGGCGCCGGAGCACGCUGAAGUCGGAAAUGGAGGACGGGCAGUGGCACCAUUUGGCAAUUAUCGUGAACCAAACGCAUUUGGUUUAUGCCCACGACGUAUCAACUGCAAAAAUGUCUGGGUCUGGAAACUUGUAAUGCUGCGUUGGGAACAGUGAAUGCUCUGUCAUGCACCAUCAAGCAUGAGAAAUAUCUGCGCUUCUUUGUGUUGCGUUUUUCGCAUGACAAACUGCGUUUUUGUAUGACAGGCAAAAGGGUCUCUUGUUGGACACGCAUCGCAAACUUUUUGGUCAUGCCAGACACGCAUGACAAGUCUCGCACUCUUCCAGACCCAGACAUUUUUGCAGUUGAUACGACGCGGUGCUGCAGGCCGCGGUGAGUCUACCGCGCCCGAUCACAGACUGCCUCGGGGGGCAUAUCCCAAGUAAAAACGUCCCCACCCCAUAGUUGUCAUGCAGAUUUGCAAUGACAAACAAACUUGUGAUGCGCAUCCCCAUGAAAGGCAUUUGCAAUCGUGUUUUGAAAUUUGUGAUGCUGUAAACAGGAUGAGCAGCUGGGUUUGUAAUGCGGGUGACCUUGCUAACCUGCACUACACUACAGACGGCAAAUUGUCAUGCACUACAGCCAAAACUUCUGGAUUUGUGUUGCGAGAUCCCCAUCUUGACUCUGGGGUGGGGACGUUUUUACACAGGAUAGGGCACGUGGUGCUGGGCAGUGAGAAGACGGCCGGCGAACUGGUCUCCUUCCGCUGGUUUCCGCGGGUACUCACGGCGUCGGAGCUCGGGGACGCCAAGUCUGCGGGGAAACCCUUGGAGGAUCUGCUGGCCUCGUCCGGGGCGGAGGCACUGAUUCCGUCGGAUGUGCAGGUGGUGCAGAACCAGCUGGGCGGGCUCGGCGCGACCUCCACACGGCAGCACAACAGUCUCAUGCUGGAGGCCACGAACAACACGCGAAAGCUAAGUAUCAAUCUAUUGUUGCAUAAAGAACAAAAUCCUGGUGCCUUUUUUUACAUCUGACGCUUCCUUGUUGUGAAAAAAGCAAGGGAAGAUUUUAUUUCGAGUUGUUUGGGAUUGCUAUGUGUCGUGAGUGUUGUAGUGACAAGAAGUGCAUUGGCUUUGUCCCUCGAGUUGUGCAACAUCUGUAGCUAGAGUUCUUCAUUGUUCUGAUUCACAGGUAGCUUGUUGCUGAACACCCUUGCUUCAUCCUCGAGCACCUCUGCGUCGACCACACGCAGAAGGCGUUUGCAGGAGGAGGAAGAGGCAAGACGGAGGCUGCUCGCGGGCACCCCGAUACCCGAGAGCCAGAAGAAAAGGAACAAGCACCUGCGGUAUGGGGUCCAUGGCAACCGCGAACUCGCGGAGUACCGCUUUGUCGACGGAGGACAUCAAGUGGCCACAGUGGCAAAGCCAACAAGCCAUCCAAGCCAACUUCACGAGCCGCAGCAACGUCGGCUAACCGCGCCCGACCCGAACGCGGGGCAGAACCCUGGUCCGAGCAGCCCUGACCCAAACAACCCUGACCCAAACAACCAAAGUCCCGACCCGAAUGCAAAUCAAAGUCCCGACCCGAAUGCAAAACAAAGUCCCGACCCGAAUGCAAACCAAAGUCCCGACCCGAAUGCAAAUCAAAGUCCCGACCCAUACCAGAGCAGCCCGGGGAUGGCUGGCGCAAAGGAGGAAAGCGGGCCUCCAGUGAUCAUAAACGGGAACCUCCAGAUUUCGCUGGGAAUGGACCUCCCCGAGUCAGAAAUGACGCCGGAGAGUACGUUUGCGCAAGGCGUCUGCACCGCUGCCGUGCAGGCACUGGUGCAGAACGCGGCAGACACGGCCACAGCGGCAACGCAACUCCAGUGCAAAGUGCAGUCCAUGUAUUCAUUUUUUCGUAUCAUGUGCUCCUUUCUUGUUCCUACCUCUUCACGUGGUGAUUUUCAAAGUGGCUCGAGGUGGUGGUCUCUCAUCGUAAAAGAUAAACUGGGGCACUAUUUGCGGUAAAAAUUUGUUGUUUAACGAACUGUCGCAGUCCCUGCACUGGAUGAGCGCUAUUUUUUCCGGACUCAACUACAUUUCACUCUAAUACAGCGAAGCGGCACGACGCCGGGAACUGGCUGCAGACGACGCGGUGGACGCCUCUGCGGACACUCAAAUUGCUGAAAAACUCCGUAGACUGGCGAUGAAUAUCGUGGUCACGUACCAGAUUAACGUGCCUGGCUCUCUAACCCCGACGGUGAUGCCAAGCGUCGACCCCGCAAUGUUUGACAGCUCCUUUUCCUCGGCGCUCGCAACGGCCACAGGGUACACCGUGUCCAGCCUGGUCUCGGAGAACCAGCCCCAGCAGCAGUCCGCGCCCCAGGCCAUGGUGGACUUUUCGGCUUUUUUCUCCAGUCUGGACUUCAGCCAGGAGUCCACGUGCGGGAACACGAACACCACCUGGUGCUUGAGACACAUCGAGGGCGUGAUGGGCAUGCAGGUGGUGUUUCCCGACCUGGCCGAGGCGGUUGCCUCGCUGCAGGCGAGUUUGGCGGCCGGCAUUCCGCAGCCGACCUACAUGCCCUUUUGCGACGACUACAUCAUCAGCGACAGCGACACCCGCCUGGUGAACGCCGCGGACUGUUUGGCGCUGUUGCAGCAAUUUGCCUACCCGCUCAUGACAUGCUACAUGACGCGGGGCGUCACGAUGGUGGUGGACAACCCGGAUAAGCUGACGGACUGGAUUAUAUUCCGGUCCGUGAGCGACAACGACAAGCUGGCGAAUCCCCACGGGCCGCCGAAGUACAAUUGCGAGCAGGACGUGGCCGCGGCAAGCGGGCUGUCGAUCACUGACCUGUCCUGGUCCAACACGUACAACGGGUUCGACAAGUGGUUCGUCGGCGCGUUCCGGCGCGCGGAAAACCUGGCGUGCAAGUCGGGCGUCGCGCAGGUGUUGACGGACUGCCAGCGGCUGUGCGCGCAGUGCGGCGUGCAGUACUCACCGGUGGUGUCCCAGGUGCUCGACGCCGUCCAGGAGUGCGCCGACGCCGCGGGCUACACCGACUGGCAGGGCAACGGGUGCGCGUGGUACCACAAAAACGACCCCACCUGCACGCUGUACGCGGACACCGCGACCAGGUAUCAAAUGCAAAUAUGUCUGGGUCUGGAAGGAUGCAACUUGUGAUGCUACCUUUGGACUCUACAUAAAAUCUGUAUUGCAUCAACAGCAAAAGUGGCACAAUUUGCGCUACGCGGAGAGGGCAUUUCUCAUGCUGUAUGAGCAUCAAAAAGCUCUCGCAGAAUCUCUGACGCUAGGGCAUGCAUCACAGACCUCAUGGGUCAUGCAAAAUCUGCGUGAGAAACCCCUGCGUUCGUCCAGAGGACCCAGACAUAUUCGCAAUCCAUACCAGGGGCAACUGCACCAUGACCUGCAACACCUGCGGAAAGACGCACCUGAUGGUCAGCAAGUUCGACAUCACCACCGACGAAAACAUCGAGCCCAACGAACUGAACGCGCUGCUCGUCUCCACAAGGAAGGAGUCCAUGCGCGUCAGCUACCACGACCUCACCCGCGUCAUCGGCUGGCUCUGCUGCUACGAAAAGCUGCCCACCGCAUUCGUCGCCCAGAGUCCAGCCUGCCAAGGGCUGGCGAUGGGUAUAUUCAUACAAGCAUGAUCGUGGUCUUGACUUGAAGAUGGUGCCCCUCUGAUCGUGGUUUUUACUUUUUUGUGCACUUGUUUCUGCAUGCACAUGCAGUUGCAGUCCCAGUCGUCCCCUGCCUUGAGAUCGUUUUUGAAUCUGAGCUAGUAGCUCGUGUCUAUUCAAUCCUUUCAGGUAAGUUUGACGACGGUGUUGCGUACAAGUUGCUGAAGACGAUCGAGUUGACCUCGGCGAACGCACCCUGGUCAACCGCGAGCACGGCAAAGAAGAAGUGGACCGAGUGGGGGUUUGAGGCCAUGAUGAAGAAGUACAUGCCGGAGUUUUUUUACGACAGCCAGUACCAGGACUGGAAGUUGGAGGUUUUGGUCGACACCAUCUGGAAGGAGGAGUGCGUGAACGUGUACAGCGACCGGCAGAAGAUGGCGCUGCCUUUGCUGACCAACCCCACGAGUCCGCUGAACAUGCCGCUGCUGGAUUGUUUAACAGUUUUCGAGUCGUCCAUGACCCCGCGGGCCAGUUUGAUGCUGGGCCGGGCGAGCGACUCCGAGGUGGUCUACGGGUUCGCCUCGGACAUGUCCACCACCCAGAUGAAGAACGCGAACCUGGAGCGCAGCUGGCUUACCUUCGACCAGUGCUCGACGCACGCAAAUUGCACGUCCGUCUUCCCCUACGCCUGCCAGUACGUGGAGGACAGCAACAACCCGUUUGAGCUGUACCGCCCUGCGUGGAAGGACGGCACCGGGUACGCAAAUGGUGCUACGUGCGACCCCUACUCCACCACAAAAAGACAGCCGAUGUACUGCGCGAAGCGGUGUUUGACCGGCGGCUGCGGCGCCACGUCCGACGUGGUCUGGGGCGCGCAGGCACCCGCGAACUUCGGCUACUGCCAGCCCUGCAACGGGUGUUUGACCACCGAGACCUUCGACGGCAGCGCGUGUCCGAGCCACUGCCGCACUGGCAUGCCGGCGACGGUUACUCUCGCGGCGGGGGAGUUCACGGUGGAGGAGAAUCCGAACGCCAUCGGGGGGUUCACACUGGACGCGUGGGUGAAGAUGUUCAACUACCAGUUCGUGCUGAAAAAAACCAAAACGGUGUCGGGUCUGUACCCGAACCACCGGUGGAUGGGGUACGAGGUGUCGGAGGUUGCGGUCGCGAACGUGGACAAGUACUUUCCCGCGGCCUGCCGCGAAUUCGACGGCGUCUACGCCAGCACGAGUGGGGCCUUCGACUGGCGCAACGUGCAGAUGUUCCAGGCGCUGGAGCAUAAAAUCAACAAGCACCAGCUGGUGAUCUCGGUGGAGUUCGCCGUUUCCCAGUCGACCACCCCGCUCUGGAUCCUGCACGUUUCCUCCUCGUCCGGCGUCGCGCGAAAUCCCGAGUGCUACGGCCACUUCGGCGGCACUUCGGCGAAGGUUGUUUUUGGUUACAAGCACAGCACGUCGCACGGCCCCUUCAGUACCGGAAUCGCCGCCCCCGUGCAGCAGCAGCGCUCUGCGUCUAACGUGCUGUUUUUCCCAGCAAAAACACCCGCGGCGACCGGGUCGACGACCGAAGUCGGCGCGGGCAUCAGCUCCCUCCAGACGGCGUAUGCAAGCGACAUCAGCAUCCAGCCGCACAAGGGCGAACUGGCGUGCUUCCGCUUGGACUACAACCAGUUCUGCUUCCGGCAGAAGUGGUGGGAGGCCACGUGGACGUGCGUGUCGAACCCGUACGCCGGCCAGCUGCUCGGGGACGAGGACUGGCACCACUACGUCGUGGUGAAGCGGAGUUCCAUGAGCUACAAGAAGGCCAACGCGGACGGCGCACUGCACGACGUGGCCCGGACCGACAGUCUGGAGGUGUUCGUGGACGGGCAGGUGGCCUCGUCGCUGCCCGGACUCGAAGCCGGCACCAAUCCGGUCCCGAAGUGGGGCGCGGUGGACUGCGGGGGCGUGAUGAUGAGCAUAUCAAAUGUAGUAAAAAUGUCUGGGUCUGGAAGAGUGCAAACUUGUGAUGCGCAUUUCACAACACAUAAAAAUCUCUCAUGCAUAGGCAGCAAAAGGUACCCACUUUCUGUCACCAAAAUCGGGCAUUUGUGAUGCAGAUUCGGCAUUGCGGAAGCUUCUCCAAACCUGUGACGCUAGAGCUUCCAUGCCAGACCUUGCGUGUCAUGCAAAAGCAGCAUGACUCUUCCAGACCCAGACAUUUUUGCAUUUGAUAGAGCACGAGCCUGAUCAACUCGCCCACCAUGGACGGCGCUAAUGCCUUGGUGUACCAGAAUAUCGCCUGGAAUCAGGCCGACGUGGAGUACGCCACGACCGGCAACACCACCGCGGGGGUGGCCGCGGAUGUCACGGUGCGCACGUUCCGCGAGGACAUGGGCAAAAUGUUCCCGAUGACCGGGACGCUGCCUUUAGGUGGAAACAUGACCAUCACCGCCUUCACCUUCCCGGCCGUCGAGGUUCCGCGGAGCGGGUACGUGUGGAGCGCGAAGCUGGUGCUGUGCGCGGCGGAUUUAUUGGCCAACCUGCGGUACUGGCAGAUCGGGUGCACCAGCACCACGGAGAAGGCCGCGAAGGAAAGGGUGGAGCUGGAGAUUUUCGCGGUCGCCGCGUCCGUGAUAAGUUUGGACGACACGCAGAAGGUGUCGGAUCCCUGCUACUACCACAACCUGGCUCGAGGGACGAAAAAGGUCACGAUGACCGUGCAAGGAGCUUUAUGGCGGGAGAAGGCGGUGUUCCACCAGCCCAACGGCACCCGGAGUGCGAACUUCGUGCCGCGGUGGAACCCGGCGCUGGACUGCCAAGAGCAGUCGGUGGACAUCAUAUUACAGUGAAAAAUGCCCCCACCCCCAAAGUUGCAAUAAUUUGCGAUGCGAAGUUUCCAACUGAAAACUUUUUGUCAUGCAUGAAAGGAGCACGAAUCUUUCUGAUGCAGAGUCUCGGCGUUUAUAGCAUCGCUUGCAUGACGAUGACAGGCGCCGCAUCUGCUGGGAUCUUUUGCAAUACAAAUCUUUGCUAUUCAGGAUUGAAAACCUGUGAUGCUGAUAGAUGCAAGAGGGCGAGUGCUUCAUUUGGAAGGGUUUGCAAUGCAAAUGCUGUCAAGUUCUGGGUUGGGGGCAUUUUUCAUUGUAAUGCAUCAAAGAAGUGAUCGACGAGAUCACGAGCGACCCGGGUUGGACGUGGGGCCGGCAAAUGACUUUACUAGUUGCGGAGAAGGGCAUGAUUGACCAGACCUGUUCGGCGAGCCUGAUGAGCCAGGAGGUGGUGACCGGCGCGGACAUGGUGACGGCGUUGCAAAAGGCCUCGGUGAGCCCCUGCAAGACCAUUGAGGACAUCAAGAACAAGCUGAACGACCAUUUUCCGCUCUGGGUGGCACCCUUCGAGGACGCUUCGAACCAGGACAUGACGCCGGCGAUGCUGAACGUGGAGUGGUGUCUGAACAAGGAGUGCACUAGUCCCCACUUCAACGGCGCGGGUGCGGACGUGAAGUUUGGGGGCACCUCGGCCACGGCCACCACCACGCCACCGCCGACGACCCCACCACCGCCCAUGGGUGGUGGUCCCGGGGGGGGCCCAGGCGGUCCUCCACCCCCCAUGCCGAGGCGGAGUUUGGGGGAGCGAGAUCAUGAUGAGUACGACGACCAUAGUGCCCCACCUCGCGUUUUCUCGUCACCGCACGAGGCGUACGCUCUGCGCCGGCCCGACGACGAGUGGCCGCCAAGAAGUCAGGUGAUGUUCGUGCCGGAGAACGUCGUAGACCACGACGACUUUGUCCGGGAUCAAGCGCACCGGAGAACCGAGGAAGAGCAGGAGAUUGGGUAUAAUCAAGGCCGCUCCGUUGCCGCUCACGCAAGGGCUGCGGCCUCGCUCGCGAGCGAGAAGAUAGAGCAGAUGAGCGCGUUGGCGCGACCAGAAGGACAGCUGCCGGCCUUGCGGAAGGCCAAUGUGCGCACAACGAACGGAAUCACGCAUCAUCCCGAUACACGGGUUUUAGAAGACGCGGCUCGACGUGAAACGUCCGAUAAUUACAGUGUUGUCGACAGUUUUUUUAGAAGCCCUGAAGAUCUUUCGCCGGGGGUAGCGAUAGAAGCAAUUGGGAACAGCGGUAAACGACCUCGAAACAUUUUCGAAGAAUUGAACUUAGCAACCAGUGGGUACUACGACCAGGCUACUUCCGUCGAAAAGAAUGCAGGUUCUGUGCCCGCAGCCGUUCCAGUUGUGCUGCCAGCUCAUCAUGAAGACACUUUUUACGGGCCAACGGGGGCGUUGUCGGCUUGGGAUCAUGAAAGAGUGACUUCUUCGGAAAGUAGUACAUCAUCAAUCUCCGCCGGUGCAGCUGCACAACUACUUGCGGCCGAUAUUUCUCCAGUGCAGCGUCAGCUGACUUCGAACGGCACCAGUGCCACGAGCGCUACGCUUCUCGGUGUCCGCCCUGCGACGAGCGCGGUGACGUCCGGAACGCUGCAGCUCGCGGGGCUCCCGCGCGACGGCAAAAUGUACGGUCUGAAGUUCACGAACCGGGCCAUGAAAUCGUCCGAGGUGCAGUUCAACUUCUACAAGGACCGCGACACGGUGAACCAGCUGGCCGGGCCGGUGGACGUGAUCCUGCCGGUCGAAGGCAACGACGACGCCACGCUGGAAAUCGACCAGUUCCCGCAGGAGGUGGUCUCGAUUGUGCCGCCGGUUUUGUUGCAGUCCCGCACCGACUUCAAGCCGUGCACCGAACAGGUGCCCGGGCUGGCGCGGAACCUCCUCGCCUACUUCGAGGCGCAGGUGGAGCAAAAGUGCUCCCGGACCUACAACUGCGACUACCCGCAGGACUCCUCGCGCAGCGGCUUCGCCUGCAUCGAUCGCGAGGACGACAACUUGUCCACCGGGCGGUGGUUCAGCCGCGAGUCGUUGGAGGCGGAGGGGUUGAUGAUCCAGGGGUCCGUGUUCCCGGAGUUUUUGGACACGCUGACCAUCCCGACGGUGUACAAGGACCGGCAAAUUUUGUCCUCCGACUCCUACAUCGACAUGCGCACCAAGGAGGUCUCCGUGAUCAACGUGUUUCUGAAUUCCAAACUCCGCAGCGGCACGAUCUUGGAGGUGAAUUUCAAGUACGGCGGCCCGGGCAAGAUCGAGGCUCAGUACAAGAUGCUCUCCUCGAAGCAGAUGGACCCGGACACGCAGGCGACGUGGAGUGUGUGGGUCACCCUCGUCUACACGCUCUCGAUCCUGGACCUGUUCCUCCUUGCCCUGGGCACCAUCCAGACCUACCGCGAGCGGCAGAAGUGGAAGCACAACAUCGAGAUGGACGGGGCGAUCCCGUUGAACACGCCGGGCCGCGUGGACGUGUGGAAGCGGAUCGACUACGGCCUGCGGUCCGAGCUGCCGCUCUGGUCCGGGUGGGACGUGUUCGACGUGGCGCUGCGGAUCUUUAACCUGAUCUUCACCGUGAACCACUACAACCACUACUACUCCCCGAAGCUGGGCGUGGCGGGUGUGGAACGAGGCGAGUUCGAGGAGCUGCUGAACAAAAUUCUCGUGGUCCCCUGGCCCAGCGCGACGCUGCGGUACGAGGAGAAAGUCACCAUUUUCAUGCAGCAGCUGGCCAACUUCGCGGUAAUGCUGGACCAGGACUCCGCGAUCCGCACCACGGGGUAUCUGCUGGUUCUGCUUAUGUUCUUCCGCAUCGUGGCCUACCUGCGCGUGCACCCCCGCAUCGCGGUGCUGUACAAAACCAUCGAGGUGGCGCUGGAUGAUUUGUUCCACUUCUUCAUCGUCUUCGGCCUCCUCUACGCGGUGCUGGCCUUCAUCGGGGUCUGGAUGUUCGGGGCGAUCAAUCCGAAAUUCGCAUCCUUUAUGGACAGUUUCAUCACGCAGUUCGAGAUGCUGAUGGGCGAGUACCCCUGGCCGGAGUCCACGCUGGACCAAAACUUCGGGCUGUUCUUUUCCUACCUGAACAUCUACUCGCUCGUCGUGUUUUUUAUCCUUCUCAACUUCCUGCUCGCCAUCAUCGUCGACUCCUACGCGAGUGUGAAAGAGAUGGUGAACACCUGCGAGGUGGAGUGCAACAUUUUGACCGACAUCGUCGCGUUGCUCUGCUAUCCCUACAUGCGGGUGGUGUACCAGUGGCCGGAGCGCGGCGAGCUGAUCCGCAAAUUACUCGCUUUAGACGUGAACUUCGACUUCAUCAACGACGAGGAGGAGGAGGAGGACAGCGUCGCGGUGACGGAAUCUGCUUUAGUCCGCGGCAAGGUGUUCCCGAGCGCGGUGCGCGCGCGCCAGUUUCUCAACUACUACCUCUUCCUCGCCCCGGCCCUGGACGUGGACCGGGAGGAGGACGCCGGGGCGCUGGAGCACCAGCGGAAGCUGCGGGCUUUGCGGAACCUCGACAUCCUGCGCGAACGCCUCCUGGAGGCCGCGCUGAACAGCGGGCUGAUCGAGCUCUACCGGCCGCCGCCGUCCAAGCCGCCACUGGGGUCACAGUUGGAAACUUUGAAGUCCGAAGUGACGAACCAACUCGACGAAAUAUUACAGUGAAAAAUGCCCCCCACCCCUGAAAUUGCAAAAAUUUGUGACGCGAAGUUUGCAAAUGAAAACUUUUUGUCAUGCAUAAAAGGAGUAUGAAUCUUUCUGAUGCAGAGUCCAGGCGUGUAUCGCAUCGCUUGCAUGGCAAGCGCCGCUCUUGCUGGGGUCUUUUGCAAUACAAGUUUAUUCUAUUCACGACUGGAAACCUGUGAUGCUGAUAGAUGCAAGAGGGCGACUGCUUCAUUUGGAAAGGUUUGCAAUACAAAUGCUCCCAAGUUCGGGGGUGGGGGCAUUUUUCAUUGUAAUACGAAAUGUCGAAGGAAGCAACCUUGAUGGAGACUAAGCUGAAGAAACUCGAGGACGGCGGCUCGCUGGCCGUGCAGGAUGAGACGCAAAAGCGAAACGAACUCAUCAAGAAGGCGGUGGUGGGCGUGGCGAAACUGCACACCGACGAUGAGCAGAAGGAAGCCGCGGACAAGAUUUUCGGGCACUUCCUGAAACCCGGACCAGAAGCCAUGAAGGCGAGUCUCGCGGCGCUCAAAAAGGGGACGGGAAGAACGUCGCAAAAGGAAGACAAAGUAAACGAAGUCUGAGAGGAUGAAUGCUUUUGCUUGGUUUUCAGCCAAAAUUAUUUUUUCCAGGAACCAGCCUUAGCCUCGCUAUAUCGUAAAAAAUGUGUCUUGCUGCAGAAAGAAGAAUCUUAAAAAACCUUGUACACUUUUUGCUUUGAAUACUUGCGCCACCAGCUGUCGCACCUCAAUAAAAAGAAAGCAUCUCACUUCAUGGUCUAUGAAGAAAUUUUGUGUCACCCACCCUAAACUAGAUGAAUGAAAGAAACAUCUGAACAGACAUGUGAUACCGAAGUAGAAUUACAAGUUCCGUAUCACCGCUAGAGCAUUUGUCCAAGAGAACGGGAAGAAAAUGCUGAUUACUUUGCUGAAUGUCUAGAACAAGGCAUCCGCUUGAAAUUUUCUGCGAAAUGCAACAUUGCGGACUUCAAUAGUGUCAUUCUCGCACACCAAUUCCUGAAGCUGGGAUUUCCUACAAAGAUGAGAAUGAGUUGCUGCUGUUGCGGCUCAUCUUCCGUUUUUCGUGGCCUCUGGGCACUAACCUGAAG